Messenger RNA from Sclerotinia sclerotiorum 1980 UF-70, 171 nucleotides. RefSeq lists its product with no specific name. NCBI's taxonomy places the organism in Eukaryota, Fungi, Ascomycota, Leotiomycetes, Helotiales, Sclerotiniaceae. The transcript is spliced from 2 exons. The record is from RefSeq and is a predicted model, not a curated record. Bases 1 to 171 code for a protein of 56 amino acids.
AUGGCAUAUAAGGCUAUCAGUGUAACAUCCGAGGUGAAAAAGCAUGUCCGUCAACACCAAGAAGUAAAACCUAACAGGGAGAUAACCAGUGCUACGGUAGCAAAUACAAGCAUGAUAACAAGCAACCAGUCAUGUCAAGACUCGGGCGUGCACUUACCAGGCGUCACAUAA